Mytilus trossulus (common blue mussel) is the source of this 1827-nucleotide messenger RNA. RefSeq lists its product as uncharacterized. The coding region runs from base 1 to 1827 and encodes 608 amino acids. The record is from RefSeq and is a predicted model, not a curated record. The transcript has 2 exons. NCBI's taxonomy places the organism in Eukaryota, Metazoa, Mollusca, Bivalvia, Mytilida, Mytilidae. Gene Ontology annotation, biological process: protein localization to ciliary inversin compartment. Gene Ontology annotation, molecular function: protein binding. Gene Ontology annotation, cellular component: ciliary inversin compartment.
AUGGUAUACAUGUUAAUAUAUCAUGAGUUACGAAAUGAUCAAGUCAAGUUUGCUAAGCAGAUAGAAAAAUGGAAAGAAGACGAUAAAAGUUUUAAAAGUACCAACGGAUCUAACGCUGUCCUUAAAUCGAUUCAGGAACAGCCAUCUGUAGCUAUUACAGGAAGUUUUGGUGUUGGAAAAACCGCUAUCCUCUACCACGUAGCUAUAGAAAUGUGUUCAAAAGGAUAUAUUGUUGUCCCUAUAGGAGGACCUUUGGAAGUACAAAAAUAUAACCAUCCUGUUGAGAAGAAUUUGUUCAUAGUAGAUAAUUUUUGCGAUGAAUGCGAUUUAGACGAAGAAGAAGUUGAGGCAUGGAACAACUGUAAUGUAGAGUUCGAUGAAAAAUGUAAAUUACUUGUAUCGUGCAAACUGCAGGUUUAUAGAUCAAUGAAACAUGCCAAACUGGAAAACAUUAGUUUUCAUGAAUGUAACUUGCUUUCAAAUGUUUUAUGUUUAUCUCGAGAAGAAAGGCAAACAAUCGCAAAAGAAAAGUAUGGAAUUGACAUAGCUGAUAUUGAUGAGUAUAUUGAAUUAUACAACUGUUUUCCCCUUUUAUGCCAGUAUUUUAUUAAAUCAAAUAAUAAUGUUAAUGAGAGGGCCUUCUUUGAAAAUCCAUUUGAAGUUUUUGAAACACAAUUUAAAAUGUUGCAGGAGGUAUUUGCCUAUGGUAAAGUCUCCGCAUUAAUGACCUUACUAAUGUUUGAUGAUAAUGUCCGCGAAGUUAUGAUCUUGGGAGAUAUUAAUGCCGACGACAAAGAUAUUCUUUUAAAUACAAGCAAAGCCUGCAAAUUAAAUUCGGCAAAUGUAUACAACACAAUACACAGAGAACUCGAAAGCUUGAUCGACACGUAUCUUGUGAAAAGGGAAGGUAUUUACCAUGCUCUAAAUGAGAGAAUAUUAAACUUUCUAAUACGUUAUUUUGGAAAGCAAAUGACAGAACUGCUAAUACAGCAUUCUUGUCGCUCCUUCUUCCAAACCAGAUUACAGUUGUCUGACCCGUCAAAGGAGAAACAAGAUUAUGAAUUGUCCAAGACGGUUGGAAAAAGUGAAAAAAAAACUGAAUACACUUAUCAUGAAACAUGGGAUAAAGUUGGUCAGAAUGUAGUUGUACUAGAGAGUGAAGAAUAUCGAAAGCUUUAUGUAAAUCGAAUGUUUACAGACUGGUCAAAGGGAUAUGUGAAAGAUGCUUUCAAAAAUCCAAAUUUUGUUCAUGUAUUUUCGUUCAAGUACUUAGAGAAGAAAGAUAAAGAUGAAUUGAAGCAGUUAACCGAAAUAACAGAUUUAACCGAUGGCUCGACACCUCUAAUUGCCUACUUCGAUGAUAGAACAUAUACACAUUCUCCUUCCGAAAAUGUGUACGAUAUAGCUUUCCAUUGGUUAAUUGAUUUCGGGUGCUCUGUAAAUAAACCAAAUGUUAACGGAGAGACUGCACUUUUUCUAGCUGUGUCGAACGGUACCGUAGAUGUGGUAAAGCUUCUGUUAGAUAAUGAAGCCGACAGUAAUAUAUGCACAAACGAAGGCUAUUCGCCAUUAUAUAAGGCUUGUGAAAAAGAUAACAAUGAAGUAGUAAAUCUUUUGCUUUCUUCUGGGGCGGACUGCAAUAAGUGUUCGAAAAAUGGCGAUUCGCCAUUGCAUGCUGCUUGUUCUGGUGGAUAUAUAUCUAUUGUAAAUAACUUACUAAAAAACAAUGCUGAUGUAAAUAUAAGAAAUAAAGAAGGUUACACGCCACUCGAUGUGGCUCGUCUAAAUGAUCAUCAAGACAUUAUAAAUGAGUCCUGUAACAGUUAA